UCUUUUUCCUCUUACUAUUAUUGUUUUACUUAUGAUCAUACCACCAUUGUUGUGGUAUUUUCUACAUGACAUUAAGCAUGAAUCAAGUCUUCUCCCACCGGGACCUCCAAGGUUUCCAAUACUUGGUAACUUGCACCAACUUAAUUUUUCAAAUCUCCAUACCCAUCUCUACCAACUCUCCAUCAAAUAUGGCCCUCUCAUGUCUCUCCGUCUAGGCUCCUUAACCGCCAUCGUUGUUUCUUCCGCAGAAUUCGCAAAAGAAGUUCUUAGCACCCACGACCGUGAACUCGCAGGCCGGCAUACAUUUUACGGCCAAAUGAAAAUAUCCUCUAAUGGAUUAGACGUGAUUUUCUCCCCUUAUGGAGAAUAUUGGAGGCAAAUGAGGAAGAUCGUUGUUCACCAUUUGCUAAGCGCCAAGAGAGUUGUCUCCUUUCGUCCUAUUCGCGAGGACGAAGUAUCUCGCACUAUCAACAUCAUCUCCCAGCUCUCGUCUCAAUCCAGGCCGGUUAAUGUAAGCGAGAUAUCCAUCUAUCUAGUCAAUUCCAUAAUAUGUAGAACUGCUUUUGGAAAGAGGUACGACGAUGAGUACAGUGACGAUAAGACCAAGAGUAAGUUCCAAGAUCUCUUGCAUGAACUUCAGGCAGUAUCGGCAGCAUUCUAUAUGCGCGAUUAUUUUCCUUACAUGGGUUGGGUUGAUAAUCUUGUGGGAAAAACGAGAUGGGCGGAUAAGGUUAGUAAAGAUCUAGAUUUGUUUCUCCAAGAAAUCAUUGACGAUCAUCUUGUGGAAAGAAAGAAUUAUGAACAUCAAGAGGACAUCACAGAUGUCUUUCUCCAACUUCAAGGGGACCACUCAUUUUCAGUGCACCUCACAAUGAAUCAUAUUAAAAGCCAGCUAACGGAUAUUUUGGUGGCUGGAACAGACACAAGCGCUGCUACUUUGGUAUGGGCAAUGAGUGAAUUAAUGAAGAACCCUAAAACCAUGAAUAAAGUCCAACAAGAAGUAAGAUCAAUCAAACAUGAGAAUAUCAAUGAUAAUCAUUCUCAAAUAUGUUGUCAAGUCCUUGAAGAUGAUCUUGAUAAACUAGUUUAUUUAAAGGCUGUAGUGAAAGAGACAUUAAGAUUGCAUCCUCCGGCACCACUUGGAGUCCCUCAUCUAGCAACUCAAACAUGCAAGAUAAAGGGAUACAAAAUUCAAUCGGGAGAUAUUAUCUUUGUGAACUUGUGGGCUAUUGGGAGAGAUCCCGAGUAUUGGGAAAACCCCCAAGAAUUUAGUCCCGAGAGAUUUCUAGAAAGUGCAAAGAAUAUUGAUUUUAGAGGGCAAGACUUUGGGCUUAUUCCUUUUGGGGCGGGUAGGAGAGGGUGUCCUGGAUUAAACCUAGGGGUUGCAAUUGUGGAGCUUGCACUGGCUAAUCUACUUUAUGAAUUUAAUUGGGAGCUUCCUCAUGGAAUGAAGAAGGAAGAUAUUGAUUCAGAUGUUAGACCGGGUAUUACCAUGCAUAAGAAAAAUGACCUAAUUCUUAUGGCGAAGAAUAUUUGUGAUGAAUAAUGGAUGAACUUAAUUUUAUGUUUGUGGGUGCCUUUUUAUUUUUAAUUUAAGAAAUAUAAAAAUGUUAAACAUUAUGAAAAACAAUUACUACAAUUGGAAGUAUUACUCAGCUCCAAUUGCUUAUGCGUCUU
This is a messenger RNA of Impatiens glandulifera, 1677 nucleotides long. Its product is annotated as cytochrome P450 71A1-like. NCBI's taxonomy places the organism in Eukaryota, Viridiplantae, Streptophyta, Magnoliopsida, Ericales, Balsaminaceae. The transcript has 2 exons. Gene Ontology annotation, molecular function: oxidoreductase activity, acting on paired donors, with incorporation or reduction of molecular oxygen; monooxygenase activity; iron ion binding. Bases 32 to 1546 code for a protein of 504 amino acids. The record is from RefSeq and is a predicted model, not a curated record.